Molecule: messenger RNA, 6146 nt
Organism: Rhododendron vialii
Lineage: Eukaryota; Viridiplantae; Streptophyta; Magnoliopsida; Ericales; Ericaceae
Product: DDT domain-containing protein PTM-like
Exons: 10
Coding region: 243-5648 (1801 amino acids)
Source: RefSeq, a predicted model, not a curated record
AUAACUCGCUUCAGAAGACUGGCGAAACCUUUGGCCUCUCUACCCGUUAGGGCUCCUACCACAACUCUCUCUCUCCCCUCUCCUCUCCUCUCUAAGAAGCCGCACGGAGAAACCUUCAAUGGCGGUUAUCGAUCGGUAACUCGGUUUGGUCAAUGAUUUGAUUGUGGAAUCCUAGGAAUAGAGUUUGUCGGGAGUGAGGAUUUGGAUUUAGAUUCGGGAUUGGUACGGUUCCGAUUGGAGAAAUGGAAACCGUGGCAAUCAGAUCGGAACGUCGAGGGAGAAAAAGGAGAAGGCAUGAUGUGCAAAAUGGUGUGGCCAAUCGGCAAGUGAAGAAGCAGGCGAUUGGGAUAAUGUUAAGGGCAUUGGUUGGUAGAUAUGUGAUGAAAGAGUUUGGGGGUAAUGGUAUUUUUCUUGGGAAGGUUGUGCAUUAUGAUACUGGGUUAUAUAGAGUCGAGUACGAAGAUGGGGAUUGUGAGGAUCUGGAGAGCGCAGAAGUGACGGAGAUUCUUUUUGAAGAUGGUGAUAUUGGCGAUGAUUUAAAGUUGAGGAAGAAGAAGUUGGAUGAAUUAUUGGCAAAGAAAGACGUGAAGGAUAAUGGUAAGGUGGAGGGUAUUGCAAACGUUUCGGUGAAUGUUGCGGACAGGGUUGAAGCAUCUUCACUGCGUGAGAGGGUUGAAGCAUCUUCACCGAGUGGGUUAAGCAAUGAUGAUGGUGAUAGUGACAAUGGGGAUGAUGCUGAUUCAUCUAGUGAUUCCUGUGAGCAUGCUAGGCAUCAAGAUUCCAGCUCGGAGGUUAGUGCUCCAGUAGUCCCGCCACCAGAAUUGCCUCCAUCUUCGGGCAGUAUUGGUGUUCCGGAGGAGUAUGUUUCACACCUUUUCUCUGUAUAUGGUUUCUUGCGCUCAUUUAGUAUCCAGCUGUUUCUGACCCCCUUCGAACUUGAUGAUUUUGUGGGAUCUCUGAACGGUCAUGUCCCAAACACUUUGUUGGAUGCCAUUCAUCUUGCUCUCAUGCGUGCAUUGAGGCGUCAUCUUCAAAUGCUCUCUUCAGAUGGUUCCGACUCGGCUUCAAAAUGUCUGAGGCUUGCGGACUGGAACUUGCUUGAUACAUUGACUUGGCCAGCUUAUUUGGUUCGAUAUUUAAUGGUGAUGGGAUAUGCAAAUGGACCUGAGUGGAAAGGAUUUUACACUGAUGUUUUAGAGAAAGAUUAUUACACGUUAUCUGCGGCCAGGAAGUUGAUGGUUUUGCAAAUACUGUGCAAUGAUGUUUUGGAUUCUGAAGAGCUAAGAGCAGAAAUUGACAUGCGUGAAGAAUCAGAAGUUGGAAUAAAUUCUGAUGCUGUAGCAACUGUUGGUUCUGAAAGUGGUCCAAGAAGGGUUCAUCCUAGAUACUCGAAGACUUCUGCUUGCAGGGAUGAAGAAUCCGUGGUGAUCAUGGUAGAACCUCGUGGUACAAGGUCUUCUUCUAAACCAAGUUUUUUGGGUGUGAAAGGUAGUGAUACGAAUGUGGAUGCUGGUGCUGUCAAUGAUGGUAAUAGUGAUGAAUGCCGGCUUUGUGGAAUGGACGGGACUUUGCUCUGCUGUGAUGGGUGCCCAUCAGCUUACCAUUCCAGAUGUAUAGGUGUGACCAAAAUGUUUAUACCAGAAGGGGCCUGGUAUUGUCCCGAGUGCAUAAUUGAUAAGACUGGGCCUACACUUGGAAGGGGUACAUCUCUGAGAGGAGCAGAAGUUUUUGGCGUUGAUUCAUAUGGGCAAGUGUUUUUGGGAACAUGCAAUCAUUUACUGGUGCUAAGGGUAUCAAUCAAAUCGGAACCAUGUCUUAGAUACUACAAUACGAAGGACAUUCCAAAAGUACUGCAAGCACUGCAUUCAUCUCUGCAUCACAUUCUGGUGUACUCCGAGAUUUGCAGGGGAGUUUCACAGUAUUGGGGUAUCCAGAAUGACAUUUUACCUCGACUUGAAACAAUCAAAAUGUUUGAACAAUCAGCAACCAUUCAGAAUGAUGUUGAGCACUGUAAUGCGUUAUUUACUCUGUCGAGUAAGGGAAGUCAUGAAAUAUUAGAUCCAGCUGAGGUUGAGAACUUACCAAGUUGCAAGACAGAUAAUAGAGUGAGAGAUGUGGUAGUUCAAUCUCUAGAGUCGCAUGAAGUGCUGGGGUUUAACAAGAGUUCAUUGGACACAAUUACCCAACCUAAACAUCCUAGUCAGCAGAGGAGUGGCGACAUUUUAGCAAAACAGGUUUGCCUCCUUAAGAAUACAGAGGUAUCAGAGCAGUCUAAAGUGGAUCGUACCAUGUAUUCUGGAUCAGUUAUGCAGCAGGCUGAUUCAUCUGACUUAACUCAUCAAAGCUUAAGUGGGAAACCAAGUUUUAUUGACUCUGGUACAUGUACCUCGGGAAAUAGCAAUGGCAGUUACGGAGGACAGGUGAGUGGUAUACAUGUUGCAGUGAACAAUACAAACUCUCAAACCGGUGGUGGGCGAGUUUCUGGACGAGGAUACAAGAAUUCUUCUGAUGACUAUUCGUACAUGGGGUCUCAUUUUAAACCCCAGGCAUAUGUAAAUAACUAUACCCAUGGAGAUUUUGCUGCUUCUGCAGCUGCCAAUCUGGCUAUUCUUUUGCCUGAAGAAAAUCAGGUCUCCGAGUCUCAGGCUUCAGACAAACGGAAGAAAGUUGUGGCUGCUAACAAUUUGUUGCAAGUAAAAGCUUUCUCAUCAGCUGCUAUACGUUUUUUCUGGCCUAAUUGUGAAAAGAAGCUUGUGGAAGUCCCAAGAGAAAGGUGUGGUUGGUGCCUUUCUUGCAAGGCUGCUGUUUCAUGCAAGAAAGGAUGCUUGUUGAAUGCGGCUGUCUCCAAUGCCAUUAAAGGUGCUAUGAAGAUUAUUGCUGGUCUUCGUACUUUAAAGAAUGGAGAGGGUAGCCUUCCUGGCAUUGCAACAUAUGUUAUAUUCAUGGAGGAGAGUUUAUGUGGUCUGACAGUUGGUCUCUUCAGGAGUGCUACAUACCGAAAACAAUGGCGUAAACAAGUAGAAAAGGCUACGACUUGCAGUGAAGUUAAGGUUCUCUUGCUUGAGCUUGAGGAAAACAUCCGUGCUGUUGCUGUUUCUGGUGACUGGUAUAAGCUUGUGGAUGAUUGGUCCAAUGAAUCUUCUGUGACCCAGAGUGCUACAUUUGCCGGUGGAUCUUCUCAGAAACGUGGACCAAGUCGGAGGCGGGGUAGAAAACGAUUUGCUGCUCUAUCCGAAUUCACAUCUGAUGAUUGCCUAGACGACUCGAGUGAUGUCAACUGGUGGCGAGGAGGGAUGCUGUCAAAGCUAAUAUUGCAGAAGGGGCUUUUGCCAUGUUCACUGGUUAAGAAAGCAGCUCGCCAAGGUGGUUAUAGAAAGAUUCCUGGUGUUCAUUAUUCCGAAGGUUCUGAGGUUCCCAAAAGAAGCAGACAGCAUGUUUGGAGAGCUGCAGUUGAAAUGAGUAAGAAUGCAGCACAGCUUGCGUUUCAGGUAAGGUACCUAGACCUUCACGUGAGGUGGAGCGAUCUUGUUUGUCCUGAGCAGAACCUUCAAGAGGGAAAAGGUCCAGAGACAGAAGCUUCUGCUUUUAGAAAUGCUUUUGUGCGAGAUAAGAAAAACGUGGGUGACAAGAUUAUGUAUGGAGUUGUUUUUGAGAAGCAAAAGCACCUCCCUUCCCGUGUCAUGAAGAAUCUGAUAGAGUUAGAUCAAAGUCAAGAAGGAAUAGAAAAAUACUGGUUUUCUGAGGUUCAUAUCCCUUUGUACUUGAUCAAAGAGUACGAAGAAAAGUUGGAGAAGAAGGAUGUGCCAUUUGCUGACAAGAUUGUGAAUGCGGUGUCCAAGUUGAAAAAAAGGCAGCUAAAAGCUUCACGUAAGGAUAUAUUCUCCUACCUUGCAUGUAAGAGAGAGAAUCUGGGCAAGUGCUGUUGUGCUUCAUGUCACUUAGAUGUCUUAUUUGGGAAUUCUGUCAAUUGCAGUUCAUGCCAAGGUUUUUGUCAUGAGCAGUGUACCAUCAGUUCAACAAUUCACGAGAAUGGUGGAGUUAAGUUAUUAAUGACCUGCAAACAGUGCGACCAUGCCAAAACUCUCCCUCAAACUAAAAAGGCUAAUGAAUCGCCAACUAGCCCAUUGCUUUUGCUAGGGCAAGAAUCUCAGAAUGCAGUUACAGUGGGUAAAGGUGCCAAGCGAAAAAGCUUUAAUCAACCAGUAACACCACCAGUUCCAGAGGUUGGACUUUUAGCAAGUUCUUUGGAGAUGAAAUCAGCCACACCUGAUUCUAGUUCGGCGCAAAAAAAUCAAAGGAAGUUAUGUUCAUGGGGUCUGAUUUGGAAAAAGAAUAAAAGUGAGGAUGGUACUAAAUUCAGAUUGGAAGAAGACAUUAUUUUGCGGGGCAAUAAACAUAUGACCUGGUCAGGACCUGUUUGCCACCUGUGCAAUAAGCCUUAUAACUCAGAUCUCACCUAUAUUCGCUGUGAAACAUGCAAAAAUUGGUAUCAUGCUGAAGCGGUUGAACUUGAUGAGUCGAAAAUUAGUGAAUUGAUGGGAUUCAAAUGUUGUAGAUGUCGUAGGAUAAGAACACCUCUGUGCCCUUACAUGGAUCCGGAAAACAAAAAAAAAUUAGAGGCCAAGAGGCCACGCACAAGGGCAGCUCCAAAGGCAAUGAAUUCUGGAUUGGAGUCCGAUUCUGGGAAUAUUUCUGAGCCCCCUACUGAGUUGGAAUCUAACCCUAAAAUAAUGCCCAAAGCUGAGAAAGUUGGGCAUGUGCAGAAGGAGGAUCCGCGUUUUUUUCCAGGUUGGAAAGUUGAGCAAUUUACAGAACGGAAUAAACACAGUGAUGUGGAAUGGAGUAUUGUCAAGGCUACUGCUUCUGAAACUGGAACUCAGAAACUCACAUUCCGAAGGCUUAUAAAGAAUGGGCACAAUGUAGAUGGAACCACAGCAAAUAAUUCUCAGACUGAGUUUUCUUACCCUAAAAUGUUGCCAAAAACUGAGGAAGUCGUGAACACAGGAAAGGGAGAUCCUCGUCUUUUAUCUCCUUCAAAGGUAGAGCAAUUUUCAGAAAACAAUUCGGAGAUGGAUUUGGAAUGGAAUACUGCUACAGCUACUGCUUCUGGAACUGGGCCUCAGAAACUACCAGUUAGAAGGCAUAUUAAGACUGAAAACAAUAUAGAAGUUGUGUCUCGGGUUGAGUUAUCCAUGCCCAUUGAACAAAAUCUCCCGAACUCUAAAGAGGAAUCAUUCUCUCCCAAUGUAGAGUGGGAUCUUUCUGAAAAUGGAUUUGAAGAUGGUACAUUUGUUGAUUACGAAGGUCUAAACCAUGAAGAUGUAGAAUUUGAACCCCAGACCUACUUCUCUUUUACAGAGCUGCUGGUAGCUGAUGAUGGUGGCCGGUUAGAUGAAGUUGAUGCAUCUGGGUUUGUAAUGGGGGGUUGGGAAAAUUCAUCUGAAAUUUCAAGGGAUGGAUAUCUUGAGCAGUGUGGAACGGGUACUACUGAUUCAGCACCUUGUCACAAGUGUUCGCGCAAAGAUCCAUGUCCUGAUCUUUCUUGUGAAAUUUGUGGGUUAUCCAUGCAUACUGAUUGUGUACCCGGGGUUGAGCAGUCAUCUUGGGAGGGCAAUUGGAGGUGUGUCAAUUGCCGGGAGUGGCAGUAGUUGAUCACUUUAUUUGGGUUUCGGAUCUUUUUGUCUAUCUUUAACCGUGAGUUGCCAAAUGGACCAUAGGCUUGUAGUUGGAAACUGUUAAUCAACACCGGAGGUUUGGAAUAAUCAGAUGUAAUGGUGAUUUCGGAUUCGGUGGACUAGCCAUGGGCCUGCAGCGAACUUCCUGAGCUGGAGUGCUUUGUACAUGUACCAAAUUUGUUCUCCGGUGAUAAGACAGUGCUGCUUCAUGGCAAGUUCCUCUCAUCUGAUACAAUUCUGUUUCUGACAAAUGCGAAUUUUUUGGAGAUUGGCUUUCCAAUCAUAGUUUUGGUUAGAUUCCCAUUAGAAGCUACAAAUGUUACACAGCUCACUUCUGAUAGUUGCUCCCCCUAGUGAUAUUAGGAAUCUCAAUAUGAGAAGAUAAGCAGGUUUUUUGGGUGCUUAUCUAAUUAUUUUCCCGUGUAAAUCAGAACUACCGCUUAUUUUAUUUACAAUAUUUGUUAGGACUUU